ACACGUGGUGUCGGUCUCUUUUUUUUAUUCAAGUGGUCGCCGAGGUCCGUUACGCGUACACGCGUGAAGCUCAUCAGCUACUUGUACAUACCGGAUUGAACCGUGGAGAUGUUUAAUCGGGUAACACCACGUUUGGGUGGAUUUUGUGUUUAACCGGUUGGCGUCGAGGAACUUGUCACUUUAUGAACGACAGGACCUGAGGUGUUUAUUUUUGGAGCACGCCGUCUUGAUAUUUAUUAGGAUAAUUAAGCUUAUUUUUCUCUGUUUUGUAAAUUGAAGAGACAUUUUUGACUCUUUUGGAAGGUGUUGAUGUGAUGGUGAAGUUGUUGCUUGAGAGGCAAUGCAACAGUACGCAACUUUUACCUCUCUAGUAUACUUUCUAAGUGUUAGUUAACACUUUAAACCACUUAAUGGCGGAAAAUGUUAUUUUAACGCACUCCUUUUACACAUGAGAUGUGUCUACUUGGUGACUUUUAAGUGGAUGUUCUUCUUUCUAAAUAUCAAUUUGGCGUGCGAAGCCUUUGUGGAGAAGAUGAACCUGCACUUUGUCAGCCUUUUUCUCCUCACUUUGGAUUUAGUCUCCGUCGCGCUCAGUUUGUCCACAUGCAGCGUAUUGGACACGGAGCAGUUCAAGAAGAGGCGCAUCGAGGCUAUCCGAGGGCAGAUCCUGAGCAAACUCAAGCUCAGUCAUCCCCCGGUGGACUUCCCCGAGCCCGAGGACGUUUCCCGGGACAUCGUAGCCAUUUACAACAGCACCAGGGACCUGCUGCAGGAGAAGGCCAACGAACGGGCGGCGACGUGCGAGCGACAGCGGAGUGAAGAGGAGUAUUACGCCAAAGAGGUGCACAAGGUCGAAAUGCAGCCCAUCUACCCAUCUGAGAACGUUAUCUCUCCCACUCUCUUCAACCCCUACUUCAGACGACUAAUGUUUGACGUGUCCUCCAUGGAGAAGAAUGCCUCCAACCUGGUGAAAGCCGAGUUGAGAAUCUUUCGACUUCAGAACCCUAGUGCCAGAGUAUCCGAGCAACGCAUCGAGCUAUACCAGAUUUUAACACACAAAGACCUGACAUCCCCAACGCAACGAUAUAUCGACAGCAGAGUAGUGCGAACACAAACGGAAGGCGAAUGGCUGACCUUUGAUGUGACGGAGGCGGUGAGUGAAUGGAUGAACCACAGAGACAGAAACAGCGGAUUCAAGCUCAGCCUACACUGUCCAUGUUGUACUUUUAUACCAUCAAAUAACUACAUUAUUCCCAACAAGAGUGAGGAACUGGAGGCACGGUUUGCAGGUAUUGAUGACAGCUUCAUUCAUGGUCGUGACCUAAAAGUAUUCAAGAGACGGCGUCACAGUGUCAGGGCUCCUCACCUCCUCAUCAUGCUGCUGCCCUCGUAUCGGUUGGAGUCUCCGUUUCACCAUAAAACCCAUCGAACAAAGCGAGCCUUGGAUGCAGCUUACUGCUCCAGAAACGUUCAGGACAACUGUUGCUUAAGGUCCCUCUACAUCGACUUUAAGAAAGACCUCGGCUUUCGGUGGAUUCAUGAACCGAAGGGCUAUGAAGCCAACUUCUGUGCCGGAGCCUGUCCUUAUCUAUGGAGUGCUGAUACACAACAUUCCAGGGUAUUGGGCCUGUAUAACACUAUUAACCCGGAUGCAUCAGCGUCACCCUGCUGCGUGUCCCAGGACCUGGAACCCCUCACCAUCCUCUACUAUAUCGGCAAGACUCCCAAAAUAGAACAACUCUCCAAUAUGAAGGUCAAGUCUUGCAAGUGCAGCUAGAAACUCUUUAGCACAACCCACUCCCACUUUCCUUCAAACAAUGUGCAGCCGCUUCUAUUUCCGCAUACACUGCGGAGUCCAAAGUCAUGCGCACAAGCGAUGCUACCCGAAUAUGCAGAACACCGUUAGCGUGACGUAGUCUAAAGACUUUAACACCAAAGUGUCUACCACACUGGCUCACGGUUGUUUAAAUGCGGCGAAUCUGGGCUUGUGGAUUGAUAUUUUUUUUGAUGAGAAACACGAGUCCGCGUUGCAAUGUGCCGUCGGUUUUUGCGGUGCCCUACUUGGCUCGCCAAGCACACGAGCGCCUGUUGGCUAUCAGAUGUCAACAUCCAGCCCUUUUAGACCCAGUAAACCCUUUUUUUUUUUUUUUUUCUCCUGGAAGAGAAACAUUGCAGUCAUUUUGGUGCUAAGUAAAGGACAUUGAUCCCAUGCAGAUAAACUGAAUAUUUCGUUAUAAAAAUGACAACCAUGAAAUAAUGGACAUGUUUCGAUAUAAACAUGGGCAAUGACGUGUGUGUGUGUGCAGUAUGUGGACCACAACACGGUCAUAUUUGCUUUUAGUGAGUUUGACAGUAUUGGCUACACAUAACAGAUGUGUGUCUCAUUUGAUCCAUACACUUUAGUUUAACAAAACUGCUAUGUUAUUUUAUUAUAUUAUUAUUAUUAUUAUUAUGAGUAAAUUUGCUAGUCAGGCGUGGUCAUGACGGUCGACUUCACCGCACAAAUCAAAUAAAAGCUGUCAAAUAACGACCAUGGCAAAUUGUCAUUAUGAUAAAGUGUUUUUUACAAGUCGAUGCCCUUUUUGUCUUUUGAAGGCCAAGUCAACACGAAUCACCUCACGCACUUGUCACACCAGACAGUUAAGGCAAACACUGGAGGUUUAUGUGAGAAUUAUGAAGGUUCAUUUGUUCCAUUAUUACCAGAGCUUUUUUUUUUUUUUAGACAUUUAAUUUUUUUUGAUCUAAUUAUUAUGCAGAAAUUUUAAUUGAAUACAAAUCUGUAAGCAAAAUGAGUGCAUUUUGAAAUUUAGUUAAUUAAAAUAAUGUUCAAAAAUUCACUUUGAUAAAUUAUAGUGUAUUAAAAUUCAGUGCAAAUAAAUUGGCUGUUUCGAAACUCACAGAUAUGCUGCAAUUAAUUGUGUCUCAGAACCAGCAAAUCAGGUAUGAAGUGCACAGUCAUGUGGCACAAGCAUUACAAAAAUUGGAAAUGCAUCUGUUAAUAUAAAUAAAAUAUAAAUAAAAUAAAUAAAAAUAAAAU
Messenger RNA from Doryrhamphus excisus (bluestripe pipefish), 3037 nucleotides. RefSeq names its product transforming growth factor, beta 2 (gene tgfb2). Gene Ontology annotation, molecular function: cytokine activity; transforming growth factor beta receptor binding; growth factor activity. Gene Ontology annotation, biological process: transforming growth factor beta receptor signaling pathway; regulation of cell population proliferation. Gene Ontology annotation, cellular component: extracellular region. The record is from RefSeq and is a predicted model, not a curated record. NCBI's taxonomy places the organism in Eukaryota, Metazoa, Chordata, Actinopteri, Syngnathiformes, Syngnathidae.